Molecule: messenger RNA, 1977 nt
Organism: Pelodiscus sinensis (Chinese soft-shelled turtle)
Lineage: Eukaryota; Metazoa; Chordata; Testudines; Trionychidae
Gene: MTNR1A
Product: melatonin receptor 1A
Biological process (GO): G protein-coupled receptor signaling pathway
Cellular component (GO): plasma membrane
Molecular function (GO): melatonin receptor activity
Source: RefSeq, a predicted model, not a curated record
AUGCCUGGUAGUGACAGUGGAGCCAUAUUUGCCUCUGGGAGCAGUGUGCCAGGAAAUAUAUUUGUUGUAAGCCUGGCCAUUGCAGACUUGGUAGUGGCGAUCUACCCAUACCCGCUGGUCCUGACAUCUGUUUUUCAUAAUGGAUGGAAUCUGGGCUACCUCCACUGCCAAAUAAGCGGUUUUCUGAUGGGCCUAAGUGUCAUUGGAUCAAUAUUCAACAUUACAGGCAUUGCUAUCAAUCGAUAUUGCUACAUCUGCCACAGCCUCAAGUAUGACAAGCUUUAUAGUGACAAGAAUUCUCUGUGCUACGUCAUUCUCAUCUGGAUCCUGACGUUUGUUGCUAUUGUUCCCAAUCUGUUUGUUGGAUCUCUACAAUAUGAUCCACGGAUUUACUCAUGCACAUUUGCACAAUCUGUGAGCUCACCGUAUACAAUAGCAGUAGUGUUUUUCCAUUUCAUGCUUCCCAUAGCCAUAGUUACUUUCUGCUACUUGAGAAUAUGGAUCCUUGUUAUUCAGGUACGGCGAAGGGUUAAACCUGACAACAAGCCCAGGCUGAAACCACAUGAUUUUAGAAACUUUGUCACCAUGUUUGUGGUGUUUGUACUGUUUGCAGUCUGCUGGGCUCCUUUGAACUUUAUAGGCCUGGCUGUGGCUGUCGAUCCAGACAAAAUAAUCCCCAGGAUUCCAGAGUGGUUGUUUGUGUCCAGUUACUACAUGGCAUAUUUCAACAGCUGCCUUAAUGCUAUCAUAUAUGGACUCCUGAAUCAGAAUUUCAGAAGAGAAUACAAAAGAAUUAUUGUCACCAUUUGUACAGCUAAGGUUUUCUUUCAGGAUAGUUCUAAUGAUGCAGCAGAUAGGAUGAAAACCAAACCGUCGCCACUCAUUACGAACAACAAUCAAGUGAAGGUGGACUCUGUGUGAAAAUGGGACCCUUACCAUUGCAACUCUGCAACAAACACCAGAACUGUUUUAUUAGCCACACAGUUGAAGUGCUGUAGUGAAAUGCUAGUCCUACAUGAAAGGUACUUGGACAGUGUUCUAUGUACAGUAUUUGUGAGCCAAAGUAACACAGCCUUGACAUGAAGAACCUCCUAUCGUACAAUAACAUAUCUUUCAAAUAACCCACUUAUAUGCUUAAGGUAUUACAGGGUAGCAGAAAGAAUUUUAAUGUUCUGUUUAAUAUAGAUAAUAUGUGAAACUGGAUUGGAUCUGAACUGCCAUAUUAGCUUGACUGUUUGGAAAAGCCUCAUCAAUUCCCAGCUAGUACUCCUAAAUGGUAAGGCAUAUUACGGUACUGAUCCUGACACCCCUAAAAGCUUUCAUUAAAAGAAAAAUGGGACCUAUUCAUUCCAGUGUGAGGGAAUAUGAAAAGGGAAGGGAGAAUACUUGAAAUUCUUCACUAAGAAUCUCAGUCUAUAUAUUUAUUUAAGUUUCUAUGGUAGUUAUAACUUUGUGACAAGUAAACCUCCCCACUUCUUUUAAGUAACUACACAGCCCUUGUUGAGUUCUCUUUAAAAUGUUUUUUAAAGGAGAAAUUUGCCUGUCCGAGUAUCUCAAAAACUACAAGGGUACACAGAACCACUAGGGGCAUGCUGGGGCAGGGUGGCAGGAGCACACAUGGAUUCAUCAGGAGAUUAAAGCACAUCCAAGGAAUGGGAACUCCAAACUUCCCUAAUGUCCAAGAGAAAUACAAAUGGGAGAAGCCUGGAAACCACCCAAGAGGAGAGAAUGGUGAGAUACUCUCCAAAGAUAGCAGAGAGAAAUGCCUGUUGCUCCUCUGUGACAAGGGUGGUCUAGGGAAUUGCCACGCACUAGACUUCUCCUCAGGAAACUAAAUACACUAACGAGGGGCAUCUGAGAGGAACGAGUUUGUAUUAAUCUUAUCAAAUUUACUUACUGCUUCCCAGAAUGAGUGGGUGACCUGUUCUGACCCUUGGAAGUCCCUACAGCCCUGUCUAGAAAAGCUUUUAAAAAUGU